CUUUUCUCUCCCCUGCCCUUCUGAAUCAGAUAGAUCGAUCGAUGCACAUCUAGGCAUCUCAUCUUCUCUGCGUCAAUCUGCUUUUCUCUGCAUCUUUUCUUCUCCACAUCUUCACUGCAUCUUGUCUUCUCCGCAUCACCUCUUCUUCUUCGUGCAGAUCUAUCGAUUUCAUUGUAAGCCGUCGCUAUCUCCACUGCAUGCUGCUGAUGUCUACACCGCGCUUCUCUUCUCCCCUGCAGAUCUAGCCAUCGUCCAUGUCGAUUUGUAAUCAAUCUUCAUGGCUAAUCUGCCAACCUAAUGGCAGAUUUACGGCACUGGACUUGUGACGGCGGCGGUGGUGCUCGGAGGUGUAGUGGUGGCGCCAGAUUUACACUGGCGACAACGACGGAGUUGUGAUGGCGGCGAAGGAUGGCAACACCAGUGGAGUGGCAACACCAGUGGAGUGGCAACGAUGCACUGGCCAGCGCCGACAGGCGCCCGCGACUGGAGGCACCGGCAAGGGGCGGCAGUAGGCGGAGCUAUAUGAGGGUGGCGGUGGCGGGUGGCGGCAGUGGCGGGUGGCGGCAGCGGCGGAUGGUGAUGGCGACGGACAAUGACGCCGGUGUGGAAGGCUGCAUCUCUGAUUUGUCUAUGUAUUUGGUGAAUGCUGUUAUUGCGAUUUGGAACUUUAUGAAUUUCCCCUGCUUUGCCUUAUUUGAAAUAAGGUUAUUUUGGUCCACUCAGGCUUAAAUGAGUCCUACUAAACAUUACUUACGAAAGCACUCCUAUAUUAGCAUUUGUUGUGUCUUUUAGUCCUAUAUGAGUAAUUAACUCUUCUGGAAAAUCCGUACGUGUUAUUCAUUACGGAGUGUUGAGUAUCGAGUACGACACACCGACGUCGUUCAAUUUAUUAUUCUGUCCCUUCAAAAAUUUUACUUAGUAUUGAGUAUCAAGUUGAAGGUGUUAUGUUCAUC
This is a messenger RNA of Cuscuta epithymum, 953 nucleotides long. The record is from the annotation of a GenBank genome assembly. Lineage: Eukaryota; Viridiplantae; Streptophyta; Magnoliopsida; Solanales; Convolvulaceae.